Pyricularia oryzae 70-15 is the source of this 3269-nucleotide messenger RNA. RefSeq lists its product as uncharacterized. Gene Ontology annotation, molecular function: DNA-binding transcription factor activity, RNA polymerase II-specific; DNA binding; zinc ion binding. Bases 283 to 2934 code for a protein of 883 amino acids. Gene Ontology annotation, cellular component: nucleus. NCBI's taxonomy places the organism in Eukaryota, Fungi, Ascomycota, Sordariomycetes, Magnaporthales, Pyriculariaceae. The transcript has a single exon. Gene Ontology annotation, biological process: DNA-templated transcription; regulation of DNA-templated transcription. The record is from RefSeq and is a predicted model, not a curated record.
ACAACAGCAAACCAAGCAGGCUUGUCAAAUUGUCUAUGGAUGGGUUCUGAUGCGCUGAUACGACGGAAAAUCUCACACCCUAAUCUCUUGCAACAUCAACCACCCACUUAGUCUGGCCCGCCGGUCAACCGAUUUAACCGAGAAAGACACGGAGUCGCAUGCCAUCGAAACACAAGACGAGUGGCUUCGAGCAAAUCGAGUUCCCGGGUACGCUGGAGCCGCUCCCGUACCUGUGGGACGCUCUCGAGGCAUCUGGCAUACAUAACAUAGCGCAGCCUCACAAUGGACGCUGCGUCACACAACCCAUACGCUCGAUCCCCUAACCCCUCCACAAAGUCCUACGAUUCAUCGUCGGUGUCGUCCGCAACGUCCCCCAAACCCUCUCUCCAUUACGUGGGCGGUCUGAUGAACACAAGUACGCGGCCCAGUGUGGCCGCCCCUCCACAGCCCAUAGGCAUCCCAUCGUUACCGCCACUGCAUCAGACGACGUCGUUCCAACCGUAUACUCCGGCCACAACAUCCUCCUCCAUGAUGGGACGAGACUCACUGCCGUCCAACGAGUCGGUGGCCAGCACUCCAGGUCCGUCCAACGCCCAGCUGCCACUGGGUGCCAGCUCACAGGCUCAGAAGAGAGCAUACCGCCAAAGACGAAAGGAUCCGAGUUGCGACGCUUGCCGGGAGCGCAAGGUCAAGUGCGAUGCCACCGAGACGACGAGCUGCUCAGAGUGCUCGAGCCGAAACGUAAAGUGCCAGUUCACCAAGGAGACCAACAGACGCAUGUCUUCCAUCAAGCAGGUGCAGGACCUCGAGAAGCAGCUGGAAAAGAUCAGGCGCGAAAACAGCACCCUGCGUCGCAUGCUGCAAGACCGGGAUGGAGCUCCCGGCGGUAUGGAUUUGGAUGCCGAGGGCGGCGAGGCGCCGUCGUUGCAGGCCCAAAUCCCCGAGAUCGGAACGAUACCAAAGCCGAAAAAGAGGCCACCGCCAAUGCCCGAGCUCGGCAGGACGAGACCAACCAUUCUUGCUUCCUCCAAAGGAAUCUUCAAGACGCCAGCGCACUACCGCUCGUCGCAAUCUCCGAGGGCGACAUUUUUCGACCCUCCACGACCCGAACUACCCCAACGCAAGGCGGCAGAUCAAAUCUUGAACGCCUACUACGCUUCUAUACACACGACAUUUCCCAUGAUCCACUGGCCGACCUUUCAGCAGUCGGUCGAUGAGCUCUACCGGCCCGGCGGCCUGCAGGCAGCAAAGCCAUCUUUUCUGUCGUGCUUUUUCACAGUCUUGACCGUCGGCAGUCUCUUCUCACCCGAUGCCCAUCGAUCAAAUCUGGCUUGCGAGCUGGCCGACGCAGCACGGAAAGUGAUAGAUCCAUGGACAAACGAAUAUGAACUCGACCACGUGCGGACUCUCGCGCUCAUGGCGAUGAUGCUCUACGAGAUGAACCUAAAAUCUGUCGCAUGGACCUGGGUCGGGUCCGCGGUCAGGAUGGCACAGGACAUGGGCCUGCACGCCGAUUUGGGAUCCUGGACCAUGCUGGAGGGCGAAAUGCGUCGAAGGGUCUGGUGGACCGUCUAUGUCUUGGAACAGAGCAUGUCUGUAGAGAUUGGCCGGCGGACCAUGAUCGAUGACAGCGACUGCGACGUCCCCCUGCCCGCCGCCGUCGACGACCACCAUAUCCACACAAACGAAAUCCGAGUGCCCCAGGGCCAAGAUCCACUUACGCACACCUUCAUCCCAGUCAUCAACGUCGUGCGCGCCUACUCGGCGCUGGGGAAAGCACUCGGCGCCACGACCCUGACGUCGGCGCAGCUGUCGACUUUUGACCAGCACUUUGCCUCGUGCCUGAGAGCCUUCCCCGCACCCUGCGACCUGGCGAACCAAAACGUGGCCCUUUCCCCCCACUACCUGAACCCCCUGGCAUACCUCUACAGCGCCAGGAUGCUCCUCCACCGCCACAACCUCUCUCCGCUGUGCCCCCCGGAGGCCCGCCGCACCGCCAUCGAGAUGUGCACGCUGACGGGCAUCGACACGGCGGCCUCGGUGGCACGCACGCCCCCGACGCUGCACGACACGGCGAGCGCGAUCCUGACGGUCCACCUCUUCCGCUGCGCCCUGUUCCUCAGCUUCACCGGCUACCUCGACGAGGCCGUCAUCUGCACGCGAGCCCUGACGGCCAUCAGCUCGCGGCGCGACGUCGCCAUCCCCUGCGGGAGGUACAUGGCCAUGUUCCUGUCCAAGCUCACGGCCAAGCGGUCCGAGUACGCCGACUACCUGGUGCGCUCCACCACCUCGCCGGGGCCCCAGCACCACCACCACCACCACUCGCCCUACAGCCAACCUCCCCCGCGCCCCGACCCCAACCAGCUCCGCGAGCUGCUCCUCCGCGACGAGGAGCUCCUGGUGCUCGUGGGCGCAGACCUGCAGGCCGACGCCAACGUGGCCUGGGUGUGGGAGCCGAGCGGCGACCCCGACGCCUCCCCCAUGGCGACGGCCGCGUCGGGAUUCGCCGCCAGGUCGGCGGCCGGGACCGCGUCCGCCCCCGGGGGCAGGAGCACCCUCUUCAGCCUCGAAUACCGCGUCGGCCUGACCGAGGACGAGAGCCGGGACUGGGGCGGCUGGGAGCGCGUCGACGCCAUGAUCAGGGCUCUGGGAGACGCCCCCCAGCCGCUGCACCAACCGCACCCGGCCAUGGCUGCCGGCACACUCCCACCCCUGCAGGCCUGGCAACCGCAGCCGCCGCCGCCCCCGCCAGGGCACCAGACGGUGCUGCCGCCAGUCAAGGUGGAGCACGCCGCCCUGCCGCCACGGGCGGGACUGAGUCCCGCGUCUGCUGCCGCGGGGCCCGCGGGCGAGGGCAGCGUGACGGGGAGCCCGUCGGUGGGAUCGGCAAAGAGCAAGAGCCAGUCGAGGAUCAGCAUUGCAAACAUCAUAUAAGGCCUUGCUUAUUUUUUUAAAUCUUGGGAACCAAGUGUAUCGGUAACCAAGAGUUUUCCAGGGCUUGGCAGUUGACGGGGUGGGAGAGUUAAUAUCAAAUGAGGAAAAAACACAAUCAUGACUUGGGGGGGUGUGGGAACUAGCGAUGGCCUCCCUAGCUCUCAGACUUUCUCUCGUCUACCCUAUUCUACUUAAUUUAUCUGUCCAAUUGUUUAGCACGAGAUUCCCCCUCCGGAGACUUUGUAGUUGGAGAAGUUGUGCUUAUUGGUCUGUACCUUUGGAAGUCAGGCCGAAUUGGGCAUACCUCUUUUUAGCUUCUUUAUUGAAUUUCUUUU